AUGGCCACUGAAGAACCCGUCCACGACGUUUCUAUAGACUCCGUUACGCCUUCUAAUGUAGACGCUGAAACUAAUGAUCCAACGAGUCCCGUAGCGGCCUCGUCAGAUGCGCAUCCGAAUGGAACGACAACCGAGGACAAGACGACGGAGCCGUCUGAGAAUCCAGAUGAGCCACCAACGUCUCCAUCAAAGCCCAGAGCAUCCAUUUCAAGCGACGCGAAGAAGGUCGUCAAAGCUGCGGCUUCAACAGUCAAGUCGGCACCAUCAAACGCGGUCAAAAAGGUACUCAACUCUGGAACGUUUGGAACUAGUUCCGGGAGCAAACCGUCUACGAGCACCGCGACCAAGGCGCCAGUCAAAUCAAAUUCGACUGCAACUCCAUCAACGGGACCGACUGCACCCAGAACGAGUGCAACGACGGCUCCAAAGGACGCACCGUCGACUAACUCCUCCACCGUCGGAGGCAGACGAAUUUCAACUGAAAAGGCGGGUCCAAGCACGUCGGGUACUACGACUGCAUCCAAGCGCGCUUCGCUGGUUCCUGCUGGAGCCUCGUCCGUUGCGGCAAAGUCUGCAACACCUAAGCCGACUACAAGUGCACCGAAACCUUCGACGAACACGGCACCUAAGCCUGCGCCGGGAACAAAGGGACCUACGACUGGCACAAAAGAUGGUGUCCCUCCCGUCAAGAAACCGCCUACUGUCACCUCACCGACUCCUUCGGCCAGUUCCGCGAGGCCCCGUGUGUCAGAGGCGCUUUCCAAAGCAGCGGCACCGCGUCCUAGUUUGGCUGUGGGUAGCAAAGGAGCGGGGACCAGCGCUGCGCCCAGCCCCAUUUCGAAGAACAGGACGCCAACGUCUGCGGUGGCGAAUGAGAAGAUGGUGGAAUUGGAAGGCAAGCUCAAGGAUGCCACUGCAUCUCUCGAGGAGCGGCUCGCCAAAGUAGUCGACCUCGAGGGGCAAGUGUUAUCGCUCUCAACUGAACUUGAGCAGCGCAAGACAGAAUUGGAGGAGAUGAACAAAUCUGCCGAGGACCAUAUCACUCAUCGAACCCAAUUGGAAGAAGAGCUAAAUGCCGCAAAAGCGUCUUCCGAGCAACAUAAACAGGCACAUGACGAGACAGAGGCCCGUUACCUACAGUCGACCGAGCAAGCCGAGACAGCGCAGAAGGAUGCGGAAGCUGCAAGAGAAGAGCUCGCAAAAGCAAAGGCAGAUUUGGAUGAAUCGCAAGCCAAACUUGCCGAAGUCCAGGCUGCACUUGAUGAACUCAAGGCGACCAGCGAAGCCUCUCAACAAGAAUUCGACUCUGUUCGCAAUGAGUUGACCAAGGCCCAAGAAGCGCUCAAGGCAGCUACGGAGGAGUUGGAUGUUCAUCGCACUCAGAUGGCGGAAGCCACGACCAAAGUCGCCGCUCUUACGCUCGAGGUCAACGAAUUGACCCAGUACAAGUCCAAGCACGACGAUUUGCAAGCAGAGGUUGACAGACUCAACACGGCCGUCGUGGACACGGCCGCCAAGCUGUCCGAGUGCGAAGUCGAGGUUUUGGAGCUUCGUGAAGCAAAAGAAGAGGCGAACGAGGCCCAGGAAAAGACGCUUGCACAGAUCAAGGACCUCGAAGGUCAGGUCGCAGAGGCUUUGGAGAAGCAUACGAGCGAGGUCGAGGCACUCAAGGUUUCGCAUCUGGAAGAGCUGUCGACCCUCAAGAAAGAGAUGGAGGACGCCUUGAAGGAAGCUGCAGACAAGGCUGUAGAGGAGAGUAAAGCUGCGCAGGAGGAACUUGCUCGAGUCAAGGAAGAGCUAGCGAGUCAGGAGAGCAAGUACAAUGCCCAGGUCGAAGCUGCCGCGGCUGAGCACGAAACGUUGCUUGCUCAGGCAUUUGAUAAAGCCAAGAAUGAGGCAGGUUCCGCUCAUGCCCUCGAGCUUCAGCAGUUGCGCACCGAAUCUCAAGCGACCAUGGAGCAGCUCCGAACAGCACAUACAAACUCUCUCAAAGAGCUCGAGGCGUCGCAAGCCGAGGCCCUCGAGAGUGCGAAGAAGGCAUUUGAGAAGAAGCUUGCUGAGCUCACCAUGGAACUCAAGGCCACUCAGGAUGACCUGGGCAAGGCCAAGUCUGCACUCACGGCGUCGCAAUCUGAAGGAGAGUCUCAACGCACGGAGAUUCAGCGACUUUCCAAGGAGCUAGAGGAGUCAAAGGGCGCAUCUUCGGAUAAUCAAGAAAAGGAUGUGCAGAUUGAAGGUCUGAGGAAGCAGCUGAGUGUCAUGGCGGACGACCUCGAGGCUACCAAGAUGGCAUUCACCGCGCAAAAGGAGUCCUUCCACGAAAUGGCCGAAAGUCAUCAACGGGAUCUGGAGGAAGCCGCAAAGUCACGUGUCGAGGCUGUUCAAGAGCUGAAGAAGCAACUAGACGAGGAAAAGGCUGGUUGGGCAGCCGAGAAGAGAAAGCUGGUGCAAGAGCUCGAGGACGAGAGAGUAGCCAAAGAGCAGGCAAAGGCGGAAGCUCAUGCGGCUCAGACGGCGCUGCAGACACCACCCAUGUCCCCCAAAGCCAAUGGUCAACCAAGCCAACACGUUCCGCGUGAGGAACUGCUCAAGGUGCACGAAGCACAUACUGCAAAGAUGGCCGAGGUCGAUGCUGCGCACACCAAGGAGGUGACUGCUCUGAAGAAGCAAAUUGCCGAUCUCACCACGGAGAGCAAUGAACUGAAGAAUACACUAAGCAGUAGAAACCUCGAGCUCCAGUUCCUGGGAGAUGAAAAGACGGAGCUGGAAGAAGAAGUUGAAAGGUUGAAGCACGACCUGAAUUCAAAGCCGGGAAUGAAUCUCGCGUAG
This is a messenger RNA of Serendipita indica DSM 11827, 2829 nucleotides long. Lineage: Eukaryota; Fungi; Basidiomycota; Agaricomycetes; Sebacinales; Serendipitaceae. The record is from the annotation of a GenBank genome assembly.